AUGUCCGCUGCCAGUCUUGAUCCCACCCAACGUCUCAGAGAUCGGAAGCCGAUCCCGAAGCCGGUUCCGGCUUAUCUACCGAUUGCCGGCUCUGUGCUCACGGUUGACAAGGUGUUGUACGAAUCUGCGCAGCAAGCACCGCGAGUUCUGCUCGAGGAGUUUACGUUACCGAUUCGGUCCGGAAGGGCAUGGAAAGCACCAGCAGGCUCAAUUGUGAGGAUUAGCACCCCGGAAGGCCCUCAAGUCGGCGACCUGAACAUCUGGAACGCACACAACCCCCGUGAGCGCUUUUGGGCAAGCCGUACGAAGCAGCUUCAUGCAAGUCACGUCUCGACAGGUGACCGCUUGUGGUCGAACCUACCCUACAUGCGACCUCUGGCGACCAUCAUCAAGGACACUUUGGACUGGUAUGGCGAAGAUGAGCAUGGAGGACGCGUGCACGACCUUCUAGGCACACGAUGCGAUCCGUACAUCAACACGGUUCUCAGUGGCGGCAGCUACGAUUUCCAAUGCCAUUCCAACUUGACUCGUGCGGUUUUGCCUUAUGGUCUGAACGAGAUUGAUGUUCAUGAUGUGAUCAACAUUUUCCAGGUUACGGGGUUGGAUGAGAAGGGGCGGUACUUCAUGAACCCUUGUCCGGCGCAGCCUGGUGAUCACAUCGAGUUUUUAGCCGAGCAGGACCUGCUGAUGGCAUUGAGCACUUGCCCUGGUGGCGACUUAUCGCUUUGGGGAUUCGGAGAGGACAGCGAGGAGGAAAUGAUCAAGUGCUGCCGACCGCUGAAGGUUCAAGUUUUCCAGCUGGAAGACACAGGCCUUUUGCAGCGCGGCGGGUGGAAGCCUGCCCAAGUAUCGCAGUACAAAGGAAGACACGGAAUGAACAUUCCUCUAGGAGAGGUUCGCAACUGA
This is a messenger RNA of Colletotrichum spaethianum, 906 nucleotides long. RefSeq lists its product as uncharacterized. The record is from RefSeq and is a predicted model, not a curated record. Bases 1 to 906 code for a protein of 301 amino acids. NCBI's taxonomy places the organism in Eukaryota, Fungi, Ascomycota, Sordariomycetes, Glomerellales, Glomerellaceae. The transcript has 3 exons.